AUGCUGGGCGCAUGUAUUUGCUCAACGGAGUUUCAUCACUGCGCAUUCGCUACCAAGCACGGAAUCUUUUCUCCCGAAAAGAUGGAGAAAAAUAUUUUCACGCUGGCAUGUGAUUUGGUGAUGGACUACGUGGUCAUAGUUCCUUUUCCUCUUGACUCUCUGAAAGUCACUGUAGAUGCCAUCUGCCCUGGGUAAACGACGGGUGAGGUUGUUGUGAUCGCCCUAUCCGACUUCUCAAGCUGCCAAAGAUAUGUGGAUCUGCAUGGCCAUAAUUUCGUCGCUGCGAAAAUGCUCAACGAGGGGGUCAUCAAAAAUUAUCAAGGCUUUUACAUCAUUGGUGGACGACGCUGGAGUGCGAUUUACCUAAAUCAGGAAAUUGCAUAGUAUGUUGGGCGCUUCGUUCUCAAUAGUUUUCCAGUCGCUGCCACUUGUCGCGGCGGCCAGAACCUGACCGCCGCAGUCGUGACUAAGUAAAACACUGGAAUGUACUGCCCCACAGUGUCGCCGAGCCUGGGAAUUGCUGGAGGCGAGUUCAAAGAGCUUCUUCCUACUGAGGCGGUCACAAACGGAAAUAUGAUCACCUCUCCAGUGUGACCUGGCUACCAGAUGGCUCUUAACGGAUUUUGCGAAAUGCUGGGAAUCAAUAUUAGCAUGCGAAGCAUGUAUACUAAGAGACAAGAGCGCACAUUUUUCUAUGAAUUGUGUUCUUCAAAGAACAACAGAAGUGGUU
Messenger RNA from Leishmania braziliensis MHOM/BR/75/M2904, 730 nucleotides. The record is from the annotation of a RefSeq genome assembly. Lineage: Eukaryota; Euglenozoa; Kinetoplastea; Trypanosomatida; Trypanosomatidae.